Condylura cristata (star-nosed mole) is the source of this 1206-nucleotide messenger RNA. It is a transcript of the gene MAIP1, whose product is annotated as chromosome unknown open reading frame, human C2orf47. The record is from RefSeq and is a predicted model, not a curated record. The transcript is spliced from 5 exons. Gene Ontology annotation, biological process: inner mitochondrial membrane organization; protein insertion into mitochondrial inner membrane from matrix. Gene Ontology annotation, cellular component: mitochondrial inner membrane. NCBI's taxonomy places the organism in Eukaryota, Metazoa, Chordata, Mammalia, Eulipotyphla, Talpidae. Gene Ontology annotation, molecular function: ribosome binding. The coding region runs from base 86 to 949 and encodes 287 amino acids.
CUUUCCGAGCCUGACUGGGGUGGUUUCCCGCCGACUUAGUUUCGAUGAAGCACAGGCAAGAAAGGAAAGGUGAAAGGUCAAAAAGAUGGCGCUGACCGCUCGUCGGCUGUUUUAUCGGCCGCUGCCCGGCGUAGUCCUCCGACCCUGGAUUCCCAGUGCAGCCGAAGUGAGGCCACCGUUGGCUGGACUUUGCUGCUGCUGCCGCCGCCGCUUCGGGUCGGGAACAACCCCAUUUUCUCGUAGCACUUGGCCCGAGGCAGCCUUGGUGCCGUCUGCUUGGGGGCCCCGGCGCCCCACGCUCUUCCCUGCGAGACUCCCCGCAGCCCUCCUGGCUUUCGGUGCCUGUCCUCGUCGCAGCUACAGCACAGAAGAGCAGCCCCAGCCGCGACAGAAAACAAAAAUGAUCAUUUUGGGGUUCUCCAACCCAGUCAACUGGGUUCGGACUCGAAUCUACGCCUUUCUAAUCUGGGCCUAUUUCGACAAAGACUUCAGCAUCGCAGAAUUCUCCGAAGGAGCGAAGCAGGCUUUUGCACAUGUGUCCCAGUUGCUGUCACAGUGUAAAUUUGAUCUGUUAGAAGAACUGGUAGCCAAAGAGGUACUGCCUGUAUUGAAAGAAAAAGUUACUUCACUACCUGACAACCAUAAAAAUGCCCUUGCUGCUGAUAUAGAUGAGAUUGUGUACACAUCAACAGGAGACAUCUCCAUUUACUAUGAUGAGAAAGGAAGGAAGUUUGUUAACAUCCUGAUGUGCUUUUGGUAUCUAACCAGUGCCAACAUCCCCAGUGAAACUAUAAGUGGAGCCAGUGUAUUCCAGGUUAAGUUGGGGGAUCAGAAUGUGGAAACUAAACAACUUCUUAGUGCAAGCUAUGAAUUUCAGAGGGAGUUUACGCAAGGAGUAAAGCCUGACUGGAUCAUUGCUCGUAUUGAACACUCAAAGUUAUUGGAAUAAUCCUUCUUGGAAAAACCAGCUUACUGGACUAUAAGCACUGCUCUGGCUGUUCUGUUCUUUUGCAGAGAGAAACUAAGGAAGAAAUUUUUUGGAUCAGUUGAUCUUCACUUACAUAAGUCUGUGAAUUACUUUUCUAUUUUGAAAUAUUCCUUGUAGUAUAUUGACAUGAUCCAAUAAAACUUUUCCACCUACAACAGCACAUUGUUGGUGUCAUAUGCAUUGUCAUUUCUAAUGUUGCACAUGGAGGAGAUGUUAUA